CCCGCCCCCGUCAAACUCCCUCCCUACACCCAUCCGACGCGAAUAUGGACGCGUUCUUGGCGCCCGCGCUCUAUGCCCGCGCUGCGGCGAACCCGGACAAACCCAUCCGCACAGGGCGUAACAGGGCGUACCCGCGCCAGCUGUGGUGGUUCGUCACUUGCUUCAUCGCCCUCGUCGCGCUAUGCCAGUUCAUCUCGUGGGUCAUGACGAGGCGCGCUGCACGGCGCCCUUCCUCUGAGCGCCGCGCAGCCGACAGCGAAGGCGGCGUGACUUCGGAAGCGAGACGCAUCUCGUGGCGCCGUCUUCCUUUGGCACUCCUCAACACUUACCGGGUCGUUGCCUUCCGUUGGACGCUGAACAUUGGCCAGUCGUUCACCCUCACGUUCGCCGAGCUGUUCAUCGUUUGUGUAUACAUCGUUGCCCUCUAUGUUUGGUCAUUCGUCAGCACGACCGACCUGGCCGGCAACAAGUUGAGUGUCGCCUACUGGGAGAACAGGCUCGGUGCCCUCGCGGCGAGCCAGCUGCCUUUGAUUACUCUGCUCGGAACCAAAAACAACGCGCUUUCCUACAUCACGGGAGUCAGUUAUGACAGGCUGAAGUUCAUCCAUCGUAUGAUUGCUCGUUCCAUAUUCAUUCUAGUAUGGGCGCACGGAGGUGCUAGACUUAUCACUCUCGAUAACUCGCAGUAUCCUACGUGGUUUGUCCCACUUGGGAUACUCGCGGGGUCCUUCUUCUGCCUCCUCGUUGUCGUGUCUCUCCGGCCGAUUCGUGCCCGCUUUUACGAGCUGUUCUACUACGUGCACGUCCUCUCGGUGCUGGUCAUCCUCCUCGCCGGAUACUUCCACACCAACGACAUGAAAUUCGGGUUCUACCUAUGGCCAUGCUUCAUCAUCUGGGGGCUCGACCGCGCCUUCCGCCUCGCACGCCUCGUCUACUACAACCACCUCUACUUCGGCUUCAGCAAGGUGUCCAGCCAACUCGACGCGUCCGUCGAGCUGCUGUCGCCCCAUCUCGUCCGCCUCCACCUCAAGCGUCCGCCGCACUUCCGCUGGGCGCCCGGCCAGACCGCGUUCCUCGCGAUGCCGACUGUGUCGCGGUUCCCGAUCGAGUCGCACCCGUUCACGAUCGCGAGUGUGGACGCGCGGUACGCGUUGGACGACGCGAAGGCCGUGCGCGCGACGGACAACGAAAAGAACGGCUCCGACGCGGGGUCGGACUCGGACGCGACGCUGUACUGGAACGAGCUCGUGUUCCUCAUCCACGUCCGCGAGGGGUACACGCGGCGUUUGGCGGACAGUGCGGCGCGUGGCGAAAAGGUCAAGGUGCUCGUCGACGGGCCGUAUGGGUUCUCGCCGGACCUGGAUGCCGACGAUACGGUCAUGCUCGUUGCAGGGAGCUCUGGGGUGACUUUCACUUUGUCCACCUUCCUGGGCGUGUUGAGCCAGGUGAAGCACGGGAAGAGCAGAUGCCGGAAGCUCGUGUUCGUAUGGUGUAUCCGCGAUGCUAGCCACAUGGAAUGGAUCUCGCACGCACUAAGCAAGGCGCUCGAACUAGCGCCCUCCAACGUCGAAAUCAGCAUCCGGAUAUUCGUCACCGCACAAAACGCGCAGGCCCUCGCCAGGGAGGGCUCGUGGGCCGAGGACGAGUCCAUCCAUUCCUCGGAGGGCGCUUCCCCUGUCGCCAAGACGAAGCCGUCGUCGCUGCUCAGCUUCCCUGCCGUCCAGCUGGCGCACGGCCGCCCGGACCUGUCUUCGAUGCUGCGGGAGGAAGUCGAGGCGAACACCGGUCGACUUUCCGUGACGGUGUGCGGCUCGCAAGGCAUUGCGCGUUCGUGCCGUGCCGCGCUCAGGCUCCCGCUGUCGAUCGCGUUGAGAGGCGGUCCCAGCGUGGUGCUGCACGUGGAGUCCUUUGGUUACGCGUAGAUGUGCUUAGACGGAGGCGCGGCUGCUCAGACCGGUUCCGCCUCCCAUGCCCGAUUGUUAUGCGCGUCCUGGUUGUGGGGCAGGUGCCCCCUUCAGUUCGCAUGUACAACAUGUCUUCUUUCUCGCCGCUUUGGCGUACGAUUCGUCUAGUUUCGGCUUUCACCUUGCCACCUUCAGGUCCUUGAGGUCCAUAGGAAGCGGUUGGUGGCUUAUAGAAUGACUCCAGACUACAGCAUAGUAGUUACUGUAGCGAUGUACUCAUGUUUUAUGAAUGUAUCUCAGCGCGCGAGCUGCA
Trametes versicolor FP-101664 SS1 is the source of this 2217-nucleotide messenger RNA. Its product is annotated as iron reductase. Bases 45 to 1922 code for a protein of 625 amino acids. Gene Ontology annotation, molecular function: ferric-chelate reductase activity. NCBI's taxonomy places the organism in Eukaryota, Fungi, Basidiomycota, Agaricomycetes, Polyporales, Polyporaceae. The transcript is spliced from 10 exons. The record is from RefSeq and is a predicted model, not a curated record. Gene Ontology annotation, biological process: intracellular iron ion homeostasis; copper ion import; iron ion transport. Gene Ontology annotation, cellular component: plasma membrane.